Messenger RNA from Salvelinus fontinalis (brook trout), 11598 nucleotides. Its product is annotated as BRD4-interacting chromatin-remodeling complex-associated protein. Gene Ontology annotation, cellular component: SWI/SNF complex. Gene Ontology annotation, biological process: positive regulation of DNA-templated transcription. Bases 926 to 6979 code for a protein of 2017 amino acids. The transcript is spliced from 15 exons. The record is from RefSeq and is a predicted model, not a curated record. NCBI's taxonomy places the organism in Eukaryota, Metazoa, Chordata, Actinopteri, Salmoniformes, Salmonidae.
UGCUAUGUUUUAAUUGCGCUGCAUGUGUCAUUUGGAAAUGUUUCAAAAGUCAUUGAUGCCUUUAAAACGAAUCAUUCAUUGUAAAUGUCUGCAACAUGAUCUGAUUUUAGACCGUCGCUACUGUUUGGACGGAAUAUAUGAGAAAUCAGACCACUAGCGGAAUUAUAGGUAUAUAAGAUUUCGAUUUUUUUUAAAUUUAACCUUUAUUUAACUGGGGAAGUCAAAUCUUUAUAGGACAGGUAUUUCCAUUGGCUUCCGUAGUCCUCAUACAUGCAUAGUGAAAUACCUCCGCGAUGAGAGAAAAUUAUCCAAGAGAGCUGGGGGAUAUUUAAAGUAGCGUUUGUAGAACGUCCGCAUGAUGACAUGAGCGACACGAGAGAGCGAGAGAGUGAACAUGCAGCCUUCCCAUCUCUUCUUCACCACUGAAGGACGUAGCGGCAGCUGGGCCACAUCUCUUCUUCACCACUGAAGGACGUAGCGGCAGCUGGGCCACAUCUCUUCUUCACCACUGAAGGACGUAGCGGCAGCUGGGCCACAUUGCUGCCUUCUACUGUUUUCUACCUUUUGUGUUCUGGUCGGCUCUCUCUCUCACUCUUGUUUCGCACCCACCCCAGUCCCACCCCUCCUCUUAGCAUCUCAAAAGACCACUGAGAGAGAAUCGAUGGCGCAGAGGCCCGCCUUGCUGACAGGACAAUAAAACCACAAAAGAAGAAAGGGACCUGCACUGCCUUAGUCCGCUCCGUUGUGAGAACCAGUGAUGCCCCGUCAGACCGAGGACCUGCCCCACUGUCCUGCCUCCUCAACUGGACACCGCUUUGCUGCCAACCCCCUAAUCUCCUGGAGCCUCUGGAGCUUCUGAAUCGUCAAACCCCAAGGCAGAGGUUCCCAUGAGGCCCCCCAGGAGAACUCAGCGUGACACCUCUGUAUGGGGCCUCCAGCAUAUAAAGUGCCGAAGAUGCAUCUAGAACGAGAGAGAGAACUAUGUGAUGUGACCUUCUCCUCCUCCUCUCCUUCAGUUGACAUGGAGAAUGAAGACGGGACGUGUCUACUUGAUGUUUUGUGUGAUCCCCAGGCCUUAAAUAACUUCCUUCAUGGAACCAAUGAGCUGCAGAAUGAUGACCUGCUCAUUACCUGUUCCUCUGGAGAGCCUUCCUCCCUCUUCACUGACACCCCGAGCCCAAUGUCUCUGUUGGCAGAUGACAUCACCACCUCGCAGGACAUCCCCCCUGCAGAAUGCGUUGACCUGUCCUUCCUGGAAGAGGCUCUACUGGGGGGGUCCCCCGAGGGAGGGGGGGAGAAAAGAGAAGAGGAAGAGCAGGAGGAAGAGGAAGUUCCACCCUGUGACAUUCUCCAGCAGAGUCUUCAGGAGGCUGACAUCACAGAGCACACUAUGGCACAGGAGGCGGGGCUCGGCCAACCAGGGUCUGGGGAGGGCCACACCCUGUCUCUCUACACACCUGGCCCCCCACUCCUCCUCCCUCCUGCUGCCGUGCCGUUCCUCUCCAAAACCCUAGCCUUCCCUCACCCUGGCCCCCCCACCCUGCAACACAGGGACACCCAGGCUGCGGUGGAGCCUCCCCAACCAUCCCUGCUGGCCGUGGGACCAGGCUGCCCCUCCUUGAAGCCUGCUGCUCCCCAGCUGAUGGGCCUCCUCCCUGGGAACAUCUUUCCCGCACCCCCACCAGAGACUUCCUUCUCCCUGACCCCAGCACAGGCCUCCAACAGCUCAUUUUCCCUCAUCCAGAAGGCAGUUCCUAGCCUGACAGGGCGCCCCCUACUGGCCCCAACCCUCAGAGCGGCUGCAGUUCCCGGGAUUUUUCUCCAGAGAGGGCCCCUGCAAAUCCAGCACAAGCUGCCUAUCAACAUCCAACCGCGACUUGUUCAGAUCAGCCCUAAGCCUCCUGACCCUGGUUGUCCUGGUCAGAAACCCUCCCCAGGUCUCACCUUCCUCCCUGGGACGCCCUCGUCAAACAUCCUUCUGUCCCCCCGUCCUCCCCAGCCCAAGCCUGCCCAACACCUCACUGCCCCCCACCUCACCAAGCCCCAGCCUGUCAGCCUGCAGCUGGUCAACCAGGGAGGAGGCUCCUUCCUGAUCCAGCCUCAGGGUCUCUUCCAUGGCCAGAAUCAGUUCCUCCUGCCCGCCCAAUCCCCUGUCACCCUGUCCCAGCUCCCUGGCCAAUCCCCUGUCACCCUGUCCCAGGUGCCCGCACAAUCCCCUGUCACCCUCUCCCAGCUCCCUGGCCAAUCCCCUGUCACCCUCUCCCAGCUCCCUGGCCAAUCCCCUGUCAACCUGUCCCAGCUUCCUGGCCAAUCCCCUGUCACCCUGUCCCAGCUGCCCGCCCAAUCCCCCGUCACCCUGUCCCAGCCUGGCGGUUCCGCACGGCCCCUGUUCACCUCUGGCCACCAGGGAGCAACGGUCCAGUCUGUCCAGGGUAUGACACCCUCCAUGGGCCACCACCUGGUAGAUGGGUCCCAGAUCCUGACGGCCGUGCCCCACCACAGACAGCUCAACUUCAACCCCCACACAGUCUUCAGCACCACCUCAACAGGCCAGCUCUCCCUCCGCCAGGGAACCCUGCUCUCCGGGCCCCUGCAGUUGCAGUCAGGGUCCCCUACUGUCUUCCAGAUGCCAGCCCAGUUGACGGGUGCCUACAAUCCCCAGGGGCCCCAGGGACAAGGGUGUCCAGGCCAGCAUGCCACCCUGCUCCAUAGCCCUGCUCUAGGGAGCCACAUCACCCUGAUGCACUCUGGGAUGCAGCUCACCUCAACCCACCCAGACAGUCACAUGACCUCCAUUUCCAUCCUCAACACCACCCCUCCUGCUGUAGUACAGGGCCUGCCCUUCACCCCCCAGACCUCCAGAUCCCUAGGGGGCGUUACAGAGGGACAGAUCAGUGUUCAGCAGGCGUCUGUAGUGUUGCUGCCUGACAGAGCUGGCCAUGAGGAGAGGAGGGAAGAAGCGACGUCCCCACACCUGCCUCAGUCGACAAGGCACCUUUUCCAGCAGCAUGCCUCUCUCCAACCCUUCACCGCCAGUCUCCAGUCCACUUCUCCCCCUGUAAUGACCCUCUUACAGACCCCGCUGGAGGCCCCACAGGCCCUGGACCCACCUGGUAUGCUACCCAAAUACCUGCUAGACCAAGUUGGGACGUUACACAAACACCUGCUGGACCCGGUCGGGACGUUACCCAAACACCUACUGGACCCGGUCGGGACGUUACCCAAACACCUGCUGGACCCGGUCGGGACGUUACCCAAACACCUGCUGGACCCGGUCGGGACGUUACCCAAACACCUGCUGGACCCGGUCGGGACGUUACCCAAACACCUGCUGGACCCGGUCGGGACGUUACCCAAACACCUACUGGACCCGGUCGGGACGUUACCCAAACACCUACUGGACCCGGUCGGGACGUUACCCAAACACCUGCUGGACCCAGUCGGAACGUUACCCAAACACCUACUGGACCCGGUCGGGUCGUUACCCAAACACCUACUGGACCCGGUCGGGUCGUUACCCAAACACCUACUGGACCCGGUCGGGACGUUACCCAAACACCUGCUGGACCCGGUCGGGACGUUACCCAAACACCUGCUGGACCCGGUCGGGACGUUACCCAAACACCUACUGGACCCGGUUGGGUCGUUGCCUAAACACUUGCGGGACCAGACGGAGACAGGGACAAAACCAGGGGUGGAGAAGGUUCACAGCCCCAUCCAGGCCUUCAUCCAUCAUCUACAACAGCAAGCACUUACCCCUCCCAAUCCCUCCCCAUCACCUGAGAUCCUGGCUGGGACUGUGUCAGUGGAGGAUCACACUGUCUCCGCUGUGGCCAGUGAGAUGGAGGAGGCCUCUCCACCCAGCCAGCCAGCAGUUCUAGGACAGGCAGGAGCCCAGUCUGCGAUGCCUCUCAGCCCUUGUGUGUUGGUGGCCUAUCCAGCUUCACUACACCCAUCUCCUACCCUGCUAUGCCACUCUCCUACCCUGCUAUGCCAAUCUCCUACCCUGCUAUGCCAAUCUCCAUCUGAGCAGGGUUUAGUGAGAACACUCCCGAAUGGGCAGGGCUUAGGGUCCACACCCUUUACUAGGCAGGGCUUAGGGUCAACACCCCAACAAGACAGUUUAUCUUCCCCACCAAGUGGGGCCACCUCCCGGGGACUGGCUGGAUCUGGAUCUGGGUCUGGAAGUGCCGUCCCUCAAACCCAGACUGCAGUUUACAGAAGCCCCUCCCCUCUGCCUGUCAGCGCCUCCCCCCAGCUCCAGACUGCAGUGUUCAGAAGCCCCUCCCCUCUGUCUGUCAGCACCUCCCCCCAGCUCCAGACUGCAGUGUUCAGAAGCCCCUCCCCUCUGCCUGUCAGCGCCUCCCCCCAGCUCCAGACUGCAGUGUUCAGAAGCCCCUCCCCUCUGCCUGUCAGCACCUCCCCCCAGCUCCAGACUGCAGUGUUCAGAAGCCCCUCCCCUCUGCCUGUCAGCACCUCCCCCCAGCUCCAGACUGCAGUGUUCAGAAGCCCCUCCCCUCUGCCUGUCAGCACCUCUACUCAGCUCCUGACUGCAGUGUUCAGAAGCCCCUCCCCUCUGCCUGUCAGCACCUCCCCCCAGCUCCAGACUGCAGUGUUCAGAAGCCCCUCCCCUCUGUCUGUCAGCACCUCCCCCCAGCUCCAGACUGCUGUGUUCAGCAACCCCAGCCCCUCUCCUCUACCUGUCUGUGUGCAUCAGCAGCAGCCUGACCCCCUCCUAGUGCAGCCUGACCCCCUCCUAGUGCAGCCUGACCCCCUCCUAGUGCAGCCUGACCCCCUCCUAGUGCAGCCUGACCCCCUCCUAGUGCAGCCUGACCCCCUCCUAGUGCAGCCUGACCCCCUCCUAGUGCAGCCUGACCCCCUCCUAGUGACUCCCAGCUCCUAUGGAGAACAGGCUAACCAGCACCGUGCUGUCCAACAGCACACAAAGCAAAGCAAACCACCAGCUGCCUUGGCCAUGGAUGUGGAGGGUAAAGCCUUUACUCUUGAUGUCCAUCCACCUUCUCCCAGACCCCAGUGGCCACUAGGCCCCCACACAGUCCAGGGGCCCAACACAGUUCGGUGGCUCCACACUGUCCAGGAGCCACAGUACGACCAGGGGCCCCAAUCCCACAGAGAGCAGGACCAGUGGCUCAGAGCAGUUCAGACAGCCCAACAGUCAAAGACAAAGGUGUCCGGUCCUGUGGCGAAGGAGAGGGAGCAGAGACUGACUGAUGCAAUGUGCAGGCUCCAGCAGCAGCUGUGUCAGGACCAGGGACCGGUCCAGAGCCCUUACAUCUGUUCUCCCUUCUCCUCAUUGGGGGAGGCUGUGACACACCUGUUACCAUACCACACCUGUGCCGGACACCUGCCUAGUCAGGACGACUUCAAUUUAGUGGACAAGCAGUUUGACACUGUGUCAGGGUUUCUACUGAAACGCACCAAGGACAUGCUCAACAAAUACAGACAGCUACUGCUGGGGGAGGCACUGCAGGUGAUGCCGUCGGCAGAGAUGGUGAUGCUGGAUCGUCUGUUCCUCCAAUCAGAGAGGUUUUCCCUGGGGGAGGACCGGCACAGGGCCCGUAGAGACCCAGAGUCCUUCCUGAUGACCCUGCAUGCAUCUGAGUCCUCCAGCUCCAGGUCAUCCCGUGUGGGGCUGGAUCGGUCUGGUAGCCCCCCCUCCCCCCCGGCUUGGACCAGACUCUCCGACCGACCCCCGGGACUCAGGACCUACCACUCCACCAGCCGCGGAGGCCUUAGGCUCACCAUCAAACACAAGGCUGGAUCCAGGAUGGUGGUUCACAACUCAGCCUGUGACACCGUGCACGCUACCGCCCCCUCUGGCCACAAGCGGUACCACACCGGCCAACUGAUCAAUGGGAGUGGUGAUCUGACUGAGCAGGGCUCCUCCCAUAGGACCUCCUGCCAUCCAAUCGAUGAGAUGUCGAACGGAGCCCUGCCCUCCAAAGCAGUAGAGGACAUCCCACACGGUCACCAUAGUGACAGCAGGGAAUCUGUAGUACAGAUUCAGACAGCAGCACUGGGUUCACAAUAUAUACGUUCCCCAAACUCCCUUACUAUGCCGAGCUUAGACCCACAGACUGCCUGUCUAGAGCCUCCCUCUCCAGACCCUGGAGAGAUGAGUACCCCCAAACUGAAACGCUUCAGGCCCACGCUUCCGGACCUCCCAUCCCAGGCGGACAGGCACAGCUACAGGCCCCAGCCUUUUCCCCAGACCAGCGACAGGCCCCAGCCUCUUCCCCAGACCAGCUACAGGCCCCAGUACAGGCCCCAGCCUCUUCCCCAGACCAGCGACAGGCCCCAGCCUCUUCCCCAGACCAGCGACAGGCCCCAGCCUUUUCCCCAGACCAGCGACAGGCCCCAGCCUUUUCCACAGAUCAGCUACAGGCCCCAGCCUUUUCCACAGACCAGCGACAGGCCCCAGCCUCUUCCCCAGACCAGCUACAGGCCCCAGCCUUUUCCCCAGACCAGCGACAGGCCCCAGCCUUUUCCCCAGACCAGCGACAGGCCCCAGCCUUUUCCCCAGACCAGCGACAGGCCCCAGCCUUUUCCACAGACCAGCGACAGGCCCCAGCCUUUUCCCCAGACCAGCGACAGGCCCCAGCCUUUUCCCCAGACCAGCGACAGGCCCCAGCCUCUUCCCCAGACCAGCGACAGGCCCCAGCCUCUUCCCCAGACCAGCGACAGACCCCAGCCUCUUUCCCAAACUAGCUACAGGCCCCAGUCUCUUUCCCAGACCAGCUACAGGCCCGAGGCUAGUCCUAGUCCCCAACCCCCCCUGCCAGAGGACAACACCCUCAGUGAACACCUGCAGAGUGCCAUCGACAGCAUCCUGGAACUGCAGCGCCUGCAGGGUCCCACGGCUGCAGUCCAGCCCCGGAUCCAGGGGGCAUGCCCGGCUGCAGGCCCCGCCUCCCUACUGGACCAGACCAUCACUAGCAUCCUACAAGGAAACCUCUAGACUAGAGACUCCUGAGAGGGACACCUGGAGGGGAAAGAUCUCAGCUUGUUUCAAAACGUUCUGGUUUAACCAAGCUAGGAGGACGAGGGGUAGACUAGGCACAAAAAAACAACAGGAAAUGCAGAGAAAUUUACACCAAGCAUUAUCUUCUAGAUACUUCAUUUGAUGUACAUGUGAGAUUAAAUCUAAUUCAGUAGGAGAUAUACCGUGUCAGUGGUAGUUUGAGGAUCACGACGCCAGGUGUAACCGAACCGUCAUCAUAUUUAUAAGUAACAGUGAGAAACAGAGCAACAGACUGAGAUUAUUCAUUUUAUACUUUUGUUUAAAAAAAAAAAAAAUAUGUUCAAAUGUGAAUUAUUAUUAUUUUUUGCUUUAUAUAUUACUAAGAAAAUCCUAUACAGUGUAUUAUUUCAAUAAUCUGUGCCAACUGUUUUAAAAUGUGAUUAUUGGGUUUCUGAAGAGCAGGAAAGUUGUCUUCGUGUGAAUCUCUGUGCCUGGGGGUAGAUGGUGAGUUUGAGUGAGUCAGUGUUUUUAGGAACAUUGUGAAUGACCUGAUGAUUCUUUCUUUCAACAUAACGGUUUAACCCCAAACGGACAGACUGUCGAACCCCAAAGAAACUUAUGUUCAUCUGGGGUGUAUUCACUACGAACAAGCGGAAGCAAAACACGGGAGGGGAAACACCUACCUGACUUCUGUCCAAUAGAACCUCUUGUUUCGGUUGCAAAAUGUUUUCUGUUGCAAAAAAACAAAACGUUUUGCUGUGGUGUGCACUAAUGAAUACACCCCUGAAUACACCAGCAAAAAUGGCAACUUUGCAUCUCUGAAUGUAUCCCAUACAUUCACACAGGAGCCUGUCAAGAGUCACAGCGAAAAGAGAAGAGAUCUGACGCAGGGUGUGAAAGAUAGUCCUGCUUUUCGAGAAAAAGAAAAAUGGACGUUUUUUCAUUCACGCUGGAUUCUAACUGUGAUUUGAAUGUCUUUUCUUUUGGUUAAAAGAUGAGAACAGAUCCCAAACUUCUUAACAAGCAAGCAAUAAGAGGAGAGGGUUUCUGCGUGAGGGUUCUGUAGUGUAGUGAGAGGUCUACAGGUCUCCAAGUACGUCCAAAAUGACACCCUUAUUCCCUAUCAAAACUAGUGUACUACAUAAGUAAUAGGAUGCCAUUUGGCACACGCCCGGCACCAGAGACGGACCGGAGCUCACCUGCAUCGUCUACCAGCCUUGGACCAAAAACUAGGAGAAUCAUCAGCUUUAUACAGUUGAAGUAGGAAGUUUACAUACAACCUUAGCCAAAUACAUUUAAACUCAUUUUUUUUUUUUUUUUUUUACAAUUCCUGACAUUUAAUUCUAGUAAAAAUUCCCUGUUUUAGGUCAGUUAGGAUCACCACUUUAUUUUAAGAAUGUGAAAUGUCAGAAUAAUAGUAGAGAGAAUGAUUUAUUUCAGCUUUUAUUUCUUUCAUCACAUUCCCAGUGGGUCAGAAGUUUACAUACACUCAAUUAGUAUUUGGUAGCAUUGCCUUAAAAUUGUUUAACUUGGGUCAAACGUUUCGGGUAGCCUUCCACAAGCUUCCCACAAUAAGUUGGGUGAAUUUUGGCCCAUUCCUCCUGACAGAGAUGGUGUAACUGAGUCAGGUUUGUACGCCUCCUUGCUCGUACACACUUUUUCAGUUCUGCCCACAAAUUUUCUAUGAGAUUGAGGUCAGGGCUUUGUGAUGGCCACUCCAAUACCUUGACUUUGUUGUCCUUAAGCCAUUUUGCCACAACUUUGGAAGUAUGCUUGGGGUCAUUGUCCAUUUGGAAGACCCAUUUGCGACCAAGCUUUAACUUCCUGACUGAUGUCGCUUCAAUAUAUCCACAUAAUUUUCCUGCCUCAUGAUGCCAUCUAUUUUGUGAAGUGCUCCAGUCCCUCCUGCAACAAAGCACCCCCACAACAUGAUGCUGCCUCCCCCGUGCCUCACGGUUGGGAUGGUGUUCUUCGGCUUGCAAGCCUCCCCCUUUCUUUUCCAAACAUAACGAUGGUCAUUAUGGCCAAACAGUUCUAUUUUUGUUUCAUCAGACCAGAGGACAUUUCUCCAAAAACUACGAUCUUUGUCCCCAUGUGCAGUUAGAAACCGUAGUCUGUUUUUUUUAUGGUGGUUUUGGAGCAGUGGCUUCUUCCUUGCUGAGCGACCUUUCAGGUUAUGUCGAUAUAGGACUCGUUUUACUGUGAAUAUAGAUACUUAUGUACCUGUUUCCUCCAGCAUCUUCACAUGGUCCUUUGCUGUUGUUCUGGGAUUGAUUUACACUUUGACUUGUGGAGGUCUACAAAUUUUCUCCUGAGGUCUUGGCUGAUUUCUUUUCAUUUUCACAUGAUGUCAAGCAUGAGUUUGAGUUUGAAGGUAGGCCUUGAAAUACGUCCACAGGUACACCUCCAAUUGACUCAAAUGAUGUCAAUUAGCCUAUCAGAAGCUUCUAAAGCCAAGACAUAAUUAUCUGGAAUUUUCCAAGCUGUUUAACGGCACGGUCAACUUAGUAUAUGUAAACUUCUGACCCACUGGAAUUAUGAUACAGUGAAUUAUAAGUGAAAUAAUCUGACUGUAAACAAUUGUUGGAAAAAUGAUGUCAUGCACAAAGUAGAUGUCCUAACCGACUUGCCAAAACUUUAGUUUGUUAACGAGACAUUUGUGGAGUGGUUGAAAAACGAGUUUUAAUGACUCCAACCUAAGUGUAUGUAAACUUCAGACUUCAACUGUAUAUUACUCUGAAUUAGGCUGUUUAUGUUUAUCCUGUAUGUUCAAGGCUGAAUAAUUACUUAAGACACAAAUGUGGGGUAAAAAAACAACGUAAAAGCAGUCACUGUUUGGCUUGUACACUUGACAAUCUAUCAUUCAUGUGGGGUAGUGUUACACAUUUUCAAUACUGUUUUUAAUUGAGAUGUUUGUCUUUAUAAUAUGUCUACCAGUACUCUAUUGACCUCUAAACUGAGAGCCCUGAAUAUGUGAAAGUCAAAGCAAUGCAUUUUCUGUGUGUAAACUUUUACUCCGGAAACCAUUUAAGAGAAUUGGGGGAAAUUCACCUUUUGGUAGUUCAGGGUUUUUAAAAUCACACACAGUUCCACUGUAUUGAACAAAAUGUGAAAUCUGGUAUGCAGUAAUAUUGUUUAUACUACAGUGCUGCUAGGCAACGCGAUAAUUCAGUAGUUCAUAGUGAUACCAACAGGAGGAAUUGAUCGAUCCAAGGCUUUUUAUACCAACAGGGGGGGGGGAAUUGAUCGAUCCAAGGCUUGUUAUACCAACAGGGGGGGAAUUGAUCGAUCCAUGGCUUGUUAUACCAACAGGGGGGGUACUGAUCGAUCCAAGGCAUGUUAUACCAACAGGGGGGGUACUGAUCGAUCCAAGGCAUGUUAUACCAACAGGGGGGGUAUUGAUCGAUCCAAAGCUUGUUAUACCAACAGGAGGGGGUACUGAUCGAUCCAAGGCUUGUUAUACCAACAGGGGGGGUACUGAUCGAUCCAAGGCUUGUUAUACCAACAGGGGGGGUACUGAUCGAUCCAAGGCUUGUUAUACCAACAGGGGGGGAAUUGAUCGAUCCAAGGCUUGUUAUACCAACAGAGGGAUUUGAUUGGUCCAAGGCUUGUUAUACCAAGAGGGAUUUGAUUGGUCCAAGGCUUGUUCAGUAAAUUCCAUCUAUAGAGCUGACGUGAUUCUAGCUGCUCUUUUCUAUACCGACCCAAAAAAGAUAAAUUGCAACAUGUAAAAGGUGUUGGUCUCAUGUUUCAUGAGCUGAAAUAAAAGAUCCCAGAAAUGUUCCGUAUGCCGGAGUAUUUCUGUCUGAAAUAAAAGCUCUUUUGUGGGAGAAAAACUCAUUCUGAUUGGCUGGGCCUAGUUUCCCACGUGGGUGUGCCUGGCACCCCAGUGGGUGGGUUUAUGCCUUCAAGGCCCAUCCAUGGCUGGACCCCUGCCAAGUCAUGUGAAAUCCAUAGAUUAAGUCGAACUUAUUUCAAUUGACUGAUUUCCAUAUAUAAAACAUAGUAGAAUCAUUUGACAUCUUUGCAUUUAUAUAUUUUUUGUUCAGAAUACAUAGCAUAUUUCCAUCUGAAACGUGCCUCACGUUCAUAGUUGUGUCCUCAAGACAUUCCACUGUUACGUCUGUUGAGCAGCACUGAACCAAACAAAAACGUUUUUUUACUGUUUUGAAUUGAAGAACAUUUGGGGCAAAUGAGGGAAUUUCUGCUGGUUGAGCCAUUUUUUUGUAACGUAUUUUUGUUUGUUGUUUUGACUGAACUGCAAAACUAGAAGGUGUGAUUAGACAGCCCAUAAGGCCCUGGUCAAAAGUAGAGCACUGUACAAGGGAAAAAAAGGGGUGUACAUUUGAGACAGCACCAUGUUAUAUACCGAUUCAACACAAAAAGACAGAAACCAUUUGACUAACAGAUUGUUUUUAAUGGCAAUAUCAAGAGGCCUUAACACCACAACAGGGGAUUGUAGAAACUUCAUUAAUGUGGACAACAUCCAACUAAAAGACUCCUGGGAGCUAAACGACAUGAGAAGCGAUUCGUUCAUUUACAAAAUGUAAAAGGACAACGCUUUUGUACAACAUUUUUUUUACAGACUAUUAAAAAUGAUUUUGUAUUAAAAACAA